Messenger RNA from Myotis davidii, 2713 nucleotides. It is a transcript of the gene SLC25A13, whose product is annotated as solute carrier family 25 (aspartate/glutamate carrier), member 13. The record is from RefSeq and is a predicted model, not a curated record. The transcript has 16 exons. Bases 196 to 1899 code for a protein of 567 amino acids. Gene Ontology annotation, molecular function: calcium ion binding; L-glutamate transmembrane transporter activity; L-aspartate transmembrane transporter activity. NCBI's taxonomy places the organism in Eukaryota, Metazoa, Chordata, Mammalia, Chiroptera, Vespertilionidae. Gene Ontology annotation, biological process: aspartate transmembrane transport; malate-aspartate shuttle; L-glutamate transmembrane transport.
AGGUGGCUUUAACCAAGAGAGCGGAUCCCGCUGAACUUAGAACAAUAUUUUUGAAGUAUGCAAGCAUUGAGAAAAAUGGUGAAUUUUUCAUGUCUCCUAAUGACUUUGUCACUCGCUAUUUGAACAUUUUUGGAGAAAGCCAGCCUAAUUCAAAGACUGUGGAACUUUUAAGCGGUGUGGUGGAUCAAACCAAAGAUGGAGGACGUUAAACAAGUCUUUGAACAGACCACAAUUCAUCAACGUAUCCCAUUUAACUGGGAUUCAGAAUUUGUGCAACUACAUUUUGGGAAAGAAAGAAAGAGAUGCCUGACAUACGCGGAAUUCACUCAGUUCUUGCUGGAAAUACAGUUGGAGCAUGCAAAGCAAGCCUUUGUGCAGAGGGACAAUGCCAGGACCGGAAAAGUCACAGCCAUUGACUUCCGAGACAUCAUGGUCACCAUCCGCCCCCAUGUCUUGACACCUUUCGUAGAAGAAUGUCUAGUAGCUGCUGCUGGAGGUACCACGUCCCAUCAGGUCAGUUUCUCCUAUUUUAAUGGAUUUAAUUCACUCCUUAACAACAUGGAACUCAUUAGAAAGAUCUACAGCACUCUGGCCGGCAGCAGGAAAGACGUGGAGGUGACUAAGGAGGAGUUUGUUCUGGCAGCUCAGAAAUUUGGUCAGGUUACACCCAUGGAAGUUGACAUCUUGUUUCAGUUAGCAGAUUUAUAUGAGCCACGGGGACGGAUGACCUUAGCAGACAUUGAGCGAAUCGCUCCCCUGGAAGAGGGAACUCUGCCCUUCAACUUGGCCGAGGCCCAGAGGCAGAAGGCCCCAGUCGAUUCAUCUCGCCCAGUUCUCCUACAAGUCGCAGAGUCAGCCUACAGAUUCGGUCUGGGUUCUAUUGCUGGAGCUGUGGGAGCCACUGCCGUGUAUCCCAUCGAUCUUGUCAAAACUCGAAUGCAGAACCAGCGAUCAACUGGCUCUUUUGUGGGAGAACUUAUGUAUAAAAACAGCUUUGACUGUUUUAAGAAAGUGCUACGCUACGAAGGCUUCUUUGGACUGUAUAGAGGUCUGUUGCCACAGUUAUUGGGAGUCGCCCCAGAGAAGGCCAUAAAACUCACAGUGAAUGAUUUUGUGAGAGAUAAAUUCAUGCACAAAGAUGGUUCGGUCCCAAUUGCAGCAGAAAUUCUGGCCGGAGGCUGCGCAGGCGGUUCCCAGGUGAUCUUCACAAAUCCUUUGGAAAUCGUCAAGAUCCGCUUGCAAGUGGCUGGGGAAAUCACCACCGGUCCCCGAGUCAGUGCUCUGUCUGUCGUGAGGGACCUGGGGUUCUUUGGGAUUUACAAGGGUGCCAAAGCAUGCUUUCUGCGGGACAUUCCUUUCUCAGCCAUCUAUUUCCCGUGCUACGCUCACGUGAAGGCUUCCUUUGCAAACGAAGAUGGGCAGGUUAGCCCUGGAAGCCUGCUCUUGGCUGGUGCCAUAGCUGGUAUGCCAGCGGCAUCUUUAGUGACCCCUGCUGAUGUCAUCAAGACUCGAUUACAGGUGGCCGCCAGGGCCGGCCAAACCACUUACAGUGGCGUGACGGACUGCUUUCGGAAGAUACUGCAGGAGGAAGGCCCGAAAGCCCUGUGGAAAGGAGCUGGCGCUCGUGUGCUUCGAUCCUCACCCCAGUUUGGUGUGACUUUGCUGACAUAUGAAUUGCUACAGCGCUGGUUCUACGUCGAUUUUGGAGGAGUGAAACCCAUGGGCUCCGAGGCAGUUCCUAAAUCCCGGAUCACGCUGCCCGCUCCCAGCCCUGAUCACGUCGGGGGCUACAAACUGGCAGUAGCCACAUUUGCAGGGAUUGAAAACAAAUUUGGACUGUACCUACCUCUCUUCAGGCCAUCAGCAUCUACCUCAAAAGUUACCAGUGGAGGCCCCUAGGAGGCCCGACCGGCGGGUGUCGCGAUAGCUCUGUUGUUACAUGGGUAAAGAAUGGCCCAUCUCGGGUGGAAGCAAUAUUUCAUUCCUUUCACGUCUAUCUCUUGUUUAAAUUCAAGUCCAGGCUUUUUUUUUAUGAGGAAAAUCGUUCCUUUUCUUUGUGUUUUCUUAACCAGAUCAUUGUAAAAUUAUUCGUAAUUCCUCCCUGGGCCUCCUGCUCACAAACCUUUGUGCCUGACAUUUGCUAGGUUUUGGUCAACACUCACAUGAUUUAGGAAGAAAGAGCAAAUCUGAAUAGAAAUUAGAGCUGUUCUCCUUGGAUUAGGAUUAUAAUCCCAAAGAGGCUACUGCAAGGCAAUCACGAUGCUCAGAGCAAAGUGUUUCAUGAGCUUUUGAACUGGUAAGAAGCUGGGUGCGUAUUUAGGAAAAGUGUAAAGCCCUGGAAGCAAGGAAAACAUGGUCAGAAGUAGCCAGCCUAGCCUGGCUUCAGAUUUUAAAUGCACACUAAGUCUGGCCUCUGGAUUAUAUUAUAAAGCUUUUAUGUGAAACAUGUUUUAUUUUAUUUUUUGUAAUGAAAACCACAUUGACGAUAUUUAAUAAUCAUAUUCUGUUACUCGUACCAAGACUACUGGUGAGAAGGCUUGUAUUUUAGGGAAGUCCUUAUGGCAUUUUCUUAUGUAGAUGGAGAGACCGUGAGACGCCACACUUCUGGACCUGCUACUUGGGAAAACUGCUCGUAGGCUGCACCUGUGCUGGCUCUGCCUGUUGCAGUGAACACUAGGAAAAUGCAUGCCCGUUCCUGGUACCUGCCCUGAUC